AUGCAGAAGCUAGGCACAGGUGAUGAAGCUGGAGACCAGGCAGCAGCAGUUGAAGCUGAGGGCCAGGUAGCAGGUGAAGCUGGAGACCAGGCAGCAGGUGAAGCUGGAGACCAGGCAGCAGGUGAAGCUGGAGACCAGGCAGCAGGUGAAGCUGGGGCCCAGGCAGCAGUUGAAGCUGAGGGCCAGGUAGCAGGUGAAGCUGGAGACCAGGCAGCAGGUGAAGCUGGAGACCAGGCAGCAGGUGAAGCUGGGGACCAGGCAGCAGGUGAAGCUGGGGCCAGGCAGCAGUUGAAGCUGAGGGCCAGGACAGGUGAAGCUGGCGGCGCAUGCCAGGCAGGUGAAGCUGGAGACCAGGCAGCAGGUGAAGCUGGGGCCCAGGCAGCAGUUGAAGCUGAGGGCCAGGUAGCAGGUGAAGUUGGAGACCAGGCAGCAGGUGAAGCUGGAGACCAGGCAGCAGGUGAAGCUGGGGCCCAGGCAGCAGUUGAAGCUGAGGGCCAGGUAGCAGGUGAAGUUGGAGACUAG
Molecule: messenger RNA, 522 nt
Organism: Cherax quadricarinatus
Lineage: Eukaryota; Metazoa; Arthropoda; Malacostraca; Decapoda; Parastacidae
Source: RefSeq, a predicted model, not a curated record